AUGGAUAUCAAGAAAGACGGUGUUACGCAUGUCGACGAUGUGGACAACGACUUUCAACAAGCAAAGGUAGCUGUCCAGCUGUCUGAGGAGGCUGUACACAUCAAACAGAGUCCUUGGUCGUCGAACAUGUUGAAGUUAUAUGGAUGUUUGACCAUCGCAUAUCUCUGUGGCUGCUUGAAUGGAUAUGAUGGUAGCUUGAUGGGAGGGCUGAAUGCCAUGGAUACUUACCUUGACUACUUCCACAUGUGA
Molecule: messenger RNA, 249 nt
Organism: Aureobasidium musti
Lineage: Eukaryota; Fungi; Ascomycota; Dothideomycetes; Dothideales; Saccotheciaceae
Source: the annotation of a GenBank genome assembly